AUGGCUCAAAGUAAAAGUAAUCCUCCUCAAGUGCCUUCUGGCUGGAAGGCUGUUUUUGAUGAUGAAUACCAGACUUGGUAUUAUGUAGAUUUAUCUACGAACAGCUCUCAGUGGGAACCACCAAGGGGAACAACAUGGCCAAGACCCAAAGGUCCUCCACCAGGUGUUAACAAUGAGAAGAGUUCUCGUCAACAGGCAGACCAGGCUCCUCCACCUUAUUCUUCUCAAUCAACACCGCAAGUGCAAGCAGGGGCCCAAGCACAGCAACCUCGUUACUAUCAGCCUCAACAGCCUCAGUACCCUCAAUACCCUCAACAGCAGCGUUACUAUCCUCAACAAGCCCCUAUGCCAGCAGCAGCACCACAGCAAGCAUACUAUGGAACUGCGCCAAGCACCAGUAAAGGUAGUGGACACGGCGGUGCCAUGAUGGGUGGUUUACUUGGUGUUGGUGCGGGUUUGUUAGGUGGAGCUAUGCUAGAACACGCAUUUGACGACCACAACUAUGACGGACCAGACACUGUCGUUGUCGAGAACAAUUACUACGGUGAUGAUGCUGGUGGGUCCGACGGCGGAUUUGAUGAUGCUGGUGGGUUCGACGGCGGAUUUGAUGAUGGAUUUGACGGUAGUGACUUUUAA
Molecule: messenger RNA, 636 nt
Organism: Saccharomyces cerevisiae S288C
Lineage: Eukaryota; Fungi; Ascomycota; Saccharomycetes; Saccharomycetales; Saccharomycetaceae
Gene: WWM1
Product: Wwm1p
Exons: 1
Coding region: 1-636 (211 amino acids)
Cellular component (GO): nucleus; cytoplasm; mitochondrion
Source: RefSeq, marked reviewed